Lotus japonicus is the source of this 3480-nucleotide messenger RNA. RefSeq lists its product as uncharacterized. NCBI's taxonomy places the organism in Eukaryota, Viridiplantae, Streptophyta, Magnoliopsida, Fabales, Fabaceae. The record is from RefSeq and is a predicted model, not a curated record. The transcript has 2 exons. The coding region runs from base 247 to 1515 and encodes 422 amino acids.
GCGCUCCCCUCGAGCGCUCGAGCGCUCUUGUACGUGUUUUUGCCCACAUUUUGGGUUUUAAAACCCCAACCUUUCAUUUUCCCACUCUUAACUCUCAUUUCUUUCAUAAAAACACACCCCACACUCUCCAUACCUCAUUUCUACCUCUCAUUUCUCACUUGCACACACUUUGACUCUUUCAAUUGCUUACAAGUUCUGCAUUGCACCAAGCUCAUUCCACUUGCACCCACUCACUCUCAAGUCAAGAUGCCUGCAAAAAGAGCAAGGACCAACACAAGAGCUGCAGCUUCUUCCUCCACCUCCCGGAGCUUUGAUCGCUCCCGCUUCCUAUCAGCGAUUAAGGAGGAGUUUUACCGAUCUCACCUAGCACACAAGGAGUGUGUGAAGGAGUGGGGAGUUCUUUAUCGGGAGGGAAGGAGAGACCUCUUGGGCCUGCAAGAAGCCAUGGAGAUUAGGAGGUGGAAGAAUUGGGUCAACCCCAUUCAGUUUGCUUGUGAGGUCAUGGUUAGGGAGUUCUACGCGAACACCUACUGUGACAAUCAAGAGGACAGGUCCAGGCCACCAGUGAAUUCAUCUUGGUUCAGGGGAGAUGUGAUUGAUUACAAUCCAGUAGUCAUUCGCAGGCAUCUUGGUCUCCUCACGGAGGACCAAGAGAAGGAGUUCUUCCCCGAGAAGGCCACCUAUCAUGAGCUUUUAAAGGAGAAGUCACCGGAGAUCUUAGAGGACAUGAAGGCAGUGAUUGUUAGGCCUGGGCGAGACUGGGAAGCAGUUGAUGAUGAGAUCAUUUUUGUGCGGAGGAAGGAUAUGACACCGCAGGCUAGAGUUUGGGCUGAAUUUUUGCAGGAUUCCCUCAUUCCUAGCUCUAACAAAUCUGAAGUUAGAGAGGUUACAAUGGUUGUCAUCUACUGCAUUGUGAGAGGCCAUCCUAUGGACGUGGCCACUAUUAUUUCUGGUCAGAUUUAUUCCCUCUACAACGGGAGUAAAGAAAAGCAUCGACCCAUCUUUCCUCACUUGAUUUGCUCUUUGAUUCUUGCAGUGAGGGACAAAGCUAGGAGGCCAGUCCAUGUUAUUGAGAAGAGGUUGCCAGUUGCACCUAUACUCAGUAAGGAUAGGAUCACUCAGCUUUAUCAAGAAUGGACGGCAAGAAUGCCUCAAGAGGAGGAAGAGGAAGAGGAUCCUGAGGAGCCAGCGGAAGAGGAAGAUGAAGAAGAAGAAGAAGAAGAAGAGGAAGAAGAAAAUGUUGAAGUGGUGAAUGAGGUGGUUACUCCACCACGUGCUGACCCUUCUCCGGCUUGGAUGGAGGCCGCUUUCGGGCGGAUGUUUUUGAGGCAAGAUCGCCUACACAGGGAUCUUGACCUCCAUUGGAGGGGAGGUAGCACAUCAGACCCCAGGUCCAAUGGCCCCAUGGAUUUCAAUACCUUGGAGCAGGGGAUGAUCGGUUUGAGCUUGAUGCAUGAUGCCGGUGUUCAUCCGGAUUAUGGUGAUGGAAGGGGUGAACAUGACCCCAUGGUGUGACUAUGUUGAGGUAUUCCUACUCUUAGUUUAGGUCAUGCAUCUUUAGCAUAUUUUUCAAUUUGUAGAUUUUGUUUUUCUUUUUACCAUGCAUUGUUUAGUUAGUUUUUCUUAGGUCUUUUACUUCCCUAUACUCACAUGCUUUUAGCUAUAGUUAUGCUUCCCUACUUGUGCUGUUUUUGGAAAUGCUUUUGUGAAUACUUGUUGUUGUUUUUGGGGAUGAGUGAUUGCAAGUUGGGGAAGAGAGGAGGAGACUUCGGUCUUCCGAGUGUUUCUUGAGAAAGGAGUCGGUGAGAGUCCAUUAAGGGUCUAUCUUUGACCCUUCACCAUAAAAAUUCUCUGGAGAAUCCUGACUCACUUGCAAUUCUUGGUUCUGCAUUAAUUUCACUCAUAGCAUGCUUUGUGAUUCUUGCUUUAUUCGUGAGACUUGUAGGAUUUCUUGAGAUUCUGAAUUUGUUGGUUGAACAUUACCCUUAGUUGUCCCAUUUGAGCUUAAUUGGAGAAUUUUUUGUAGCCAAGAGAUUGGGACGGAUGUUUGGUUGGAAUAUUGGGGAGUGUUGGUCCUUGUUUCAUUGGAAUGGAGCUGAAAAAAGUUGGGAAAUAGUCUCUUGCCCCAAAUAAAAAGUUAAAAAAGAAAAGAACUCCUAAACAAGAGUUGGAGUUGAAAAAAGAAGAAGAAAAAAAAGUUUGAAAAAGGGGAUGCAAGAGACUUGUGAAAAAAUGUUUUUUUGUGAAAAGCUCCGGGGUUAUUAGAAGAGGACCACACUCAAUGUGCUUGAAGCCUAGAAUUUCCUUAGGGACCAACCACCAUCAUGUUUUACGUAGCCAAUGUUUCAACCCUUUUGAAAGUCUCUUUGAAUAUUUGCAUGUUUGAUCUUUGUUUCUAUCGAGUGAAUGACAUUCAGGACCUAUGAACUUGCUUGUGUGCUCAGUGCAUUAAGUUGACAUCUCAUCCUAGGAUUUGUAGAUCUAAAUGCUUCUCAUGAAUGGACUCUACACUCUUCUCUUUUCAAAAGAUGCAUGAAGUAGGUUGUCGGGUCCUUCUCUUGGAACUAGCUGUGAUUCCUUUGUCCCCCUGUUUUUCAUGUAGUAUUCCUUGUUGAGAGCACUUGUUUGGGAGCAUUUCUUGCGCUUGAGGGCAAGCGAGUGUUAUUUACGCUCGAGGGCGAACUGUUGUUGAGUAUAGUGGUGUGGUGACCCUAUUUUAGUAGUGUUUUUAGGGUCAUUUCAUUCUUUGUUUUAAGUCUUUUUGUUGAGUCUCAUGUAGUGUUUCAUGCAUUAUCAUGCAUUUUUAUCUUUUCUUGAGUAUUUACUUUAUUUUGGUAAUUUUGUAGUUUUAUAGGGACUUUUCUUGCAUUUUAAGAAAGUUUAGGACUUGCAUGGUUUUAUUGUGAUUAAUGGAGGACCUCUUGUGCUAAUGAGCUCUUUGAGCUUCUAGAUUCUUCCUUGACUUGUUGGUUAGGGUUGGAGAGCAGAAACUGAAGGUAGUAGAAGGCCAAGAAGCAUGGAAUUGAAGGAGGACUUAAAGAGGAUUGAAAGAGGAGUUACAGAAGCCAAAAAGUCUUUUCCAGGCGAGCUUGAGCACCUAAGCGCUGGGAAUUGGCGCCUAGGCGCUAGUGCAUUUUUCAGAGGGUCAAGGAAUUGGCGCCUAGGCGCCAAUUAGCUCCAGAGAGCAUGUUUUGGGCAUAAAAUUGGCACUCAGGCGCUCUGUAUUGGAGCUUGAGCGCCCAGGCUCGUAUUUUGUAGCUAUAAAUAAGGCUUAGGCCAAUUUCUUUAGGGAAUUAGACAUUUUUACUCAUUUUUUAUCAAGUUUGAGAGCUGAGGAGAACUUUGGGGCCAAGGGAGGCUUCCAACUUGUAUUUUUCUCAGGUUUUCAUUACAUUUUCUGUACGAAUUCACUAGCCAUGUGUGGCUAGUUUCUUUUUUUGCUUUGGGUUAAGAGAUUCUAUGAAGUUUUAGUUUGUUAAA